Molecule: messenger RNA, 828 nt
Organism: Rotaria sordida
Lineage: Eukaryota; Metazoa; Rotifera; Eurotatoria; Philodinida; Philodinidae
Source: the annotation of a GenBank genome assembly
AUGUCUUGGUUAACAAUCUUCACUAGUUUUGUUGUUUUAUCAUCAUUAAUUAUUGCUGAUGAUCCAUGUCGAUAUCAACAUCCUACAAAAGGUGUGCUUGAUUUAACUUCAUUAGGUCGAACUGAUGGAAAACCUGCAUAUCCUGAUAAAAUAUCAUCCACAGGAUCUGGCUAUAAAUAUAGUUAUAAUCCAUGUAAACCAUUUACCGAAGAACCGAAUUGUAUAGGAGUAGCUGUUUGUCAAAUUUCUAUGGAUGGACAACUUACCUUUACUCUUGGUACACAAGAUAGUGCAAAAUGGAAUCCAGGAGAUGGUUUAGGUAGUUCGCCUUCAAUAUCCUAUUCAGCUGGUGAAAAAAAGGUCACUGUUAUAUUACAAUGUGCAACUGAUGAUACCAAUGAAUUUGAAGCUUUAGGUGAACCUUCAAUAAAUAAUUAUAGAUUUAUUUUAACAAACAAAUGUGCUUGUUGGGAUGGAUGUGCUACUUCGCCGACAACAACAACAACAACAACAACCCUACCACCGCCACCACCACAACGCAAUUGUUCGAUAAAUGAUUCUGUCUACUCAUCGGAUAAACAAAUUAUUCAAUCUUUUCCUUUUCAUGUCUCUAUUAAUCCAUCUCAACCUCAGCCGUCACCUUCUAGUGCUAGUUACGCUCUAAAACGUGUUCUUAUUAUUGGAGCUGGCUGUGCUGGUAUGUCCUAUGCCAAUCAACUUGCUCAACAUACAAAGAAAUUUGAUGUAACUCUAAUUGAUUCAAUUGAUCGAUGUGUUGAACAAGCAUUCUCAAUUCCUGUUGAUAAAGAAAAGUACGGUGCUACAUAG